Molecule: messenger RNA, 1539 nt
Organism: Lathyrus oleraceus (garden pea)
Lineage: Eukaryota; Viridiplantae; Streptophyta; Magnoliopsida; Fabales; Fabaceae
Exons: 4
Coding region: 1-1539 (512 amino acids)
Source: RefSeq, a predicted model, not a curated record
AUGCCGCUGUCGAAUACUUCAAUAGUGGCGUUGAGGCAGCAAAUGGAUGAUAGUAAUCAUGAGUUGGUUAAUAUGUUAACUAAUCAAAUGGGUACAAUUUUUAAUCCUGUGAUACAGGAAUCUGCUGAAACAAAUAGGCAGGUGGCUAAUCAAUUGACAUGCUUGUGUAACUUCCUAGGGGCAUCGGCUCGACAAAUGGCACAAGUGGUUAGGCAAACCAUUCCUGUUCAAGUAGAGAUACAGGCAGUAGAAGACGAGACAUUCCAUGAGGGACAAAUCCUUAGACCCCAGCAAAAUCAAGGUGUUAAGUCAGGAGUAGCCGGACGUAACCAGAUGGUGUUAGUUAACCGACAUCAAGAUGCUGAUCAAAUUGUCUAUCAAUGUCGGCAAGAAUACUUAGCAGCGGAAAAUAAUUUGACAACUAUUGUCGAAAGAAUUAUGGCUGGGAAUGGUAUGAGUGCCACAUUGCAAAGGCCACUAUAUGCUUCCCCAUUGGCUGAAUUUAUUCUCCAAACCGAGGCACCUAGAGGAAUGAAGGUGCCUAAAUACACUAAGUUUGGGGGAGAAUCUGAUGAGUCGACAAUAGAACAUAUUGCCAGAUAUUUAACCGAGUCGGGAGAUUUGGCUCAUAAUGAGUGUUUGAGAUUUUACGAAGGGCAUUCCAAAAUCAGUUUGGCAGAAUUGUCUAGCAUUAAGAGAAGGUUUGCUGAGAGUAUUGACGAUUAUCUGAAUAUAUUUAGAUCAUUAAAGGCCAGAGUUCGACAUCUCGAACGGCUAAGGUUAGAAAAGGUUAGACACAGAAAGGCUAAGAAGGAAAAAAUAGCUUUCGUCGAUUUUGAUGCGACAAAUCCAAUCUAUGAGGCUGAUUAUGCCUCAUCGACCGAAUUAGAAUUUGACGUGGCUGAGUUAAAGCCAGGAUCUGCUUAUGAGUGCCGGUUAUUACUUCCUGCACAAGGGAAAAAUCCUGUCGAAAACAAUCUAAAAUUCCCUUCAAAAACUUAUACAUUUAAUGUGAUAAAGUGUAAGGAAAUUUUUGAUUUGGAUCUGGUACAGAAAGCAAUUCAAGAAGGCAUGCUGAAAUUUGUUGGCCGCAAAAUGAAGAUCGACACUGACCCUCUCCACCAGGAGGAAACUCUAUUCGUUGAGCCAGUCGAGAUCAACAUGGUCGAGAUCUCUGAAUAUGAUGAGGCUGACAUGUUAGAGGAAACUGAUGAAAGCCCAGAUGUCGACAUAGCUGAAUUUUAUCCAAAGGCUGAUGAAGAUUUGGUAGAUUUCCUGUAUCGCUGCAAGAAUAAGGGUUCACAAGUCUGCUUAUGCCCUAGAUGUGGCGCAGUCACCGACAAAGUUGCUGCUGAAAAUUUCCAAAAGCUACAAUUGGGAAAAAGCAAAGGAAGUGGGCUGAACAUAGCACGCCAGAAUGAAAGAAUCCCAAGGAAAGCUGUGGAAAAUGCUCAAGUAAGGCCUAGGAGCUUUGUACCAUCGACAAGUGCUCCUAGAGGCACAUGGAUCAAGCCUCAGGGAAAACUAGAAACCCCAUAA